AGCGCCAUUGUGGUCUUCCGGUGGUAGCUCGCGUGUUGUUCCACUCGUGUCAGUCUUUUCCGGUAGGACAUCAAGAUGACGGGCUUCAGCCAGAAGCCAAUAUUAAUAGAUGGCCGCGGCCAUUUACUUGGACGAUUGGCUGCUAUUGUUGCCAAGACCAUCCUGCAAGGCAACAAGGUUAUCGUUGUUCGCAGCGAACAACUGAACAUUAGUGGUAACUUCUUCAGAAACAAAUUGAAGUUUAUGUCUUUCCUGCGUAAAAGAUGUAACGUAAAUCCUGCACGUGGUCCAUUCCAUUUUCGUGCACCUAGCAAGAUCUUUUGGAAAACAGUCCGUGGUAUGAUUCCACACAAAACACAGAGAGGAAAAGAUGCUCUUAGGCGAUUGAAAGUUUAUGAAGGGUGUCCACCACCAUAUGACCGCAGGAAACGUGUCGUUGUACCUGGUGCUAUGAGAGUUAUGUGUCUCAAACCAGGUAGAAAGUACUGUCAUGUGGGUAGAUUGUCUCAUGAAGUUGGAUGGAAGUACAAGGAUGUGGUUCGCACAUUGGAAAAUAAGAGACGUGUCAGAUCCAUCCUUGAAGUUCAAAAGCGAAAUAAGCUUAAGAAACUCACCAAACAAGCUGGUGAAGCAGUUGCCAAAGCAACGGCACCAUACACAGCGAUCAUUAAUAAUUUUGGAUACAAUUAAUAUCGUUACAAAAAUAAUAAAGCUUCUUAAACAUCUUAAUUCAGAGUAAUUAUUUAUAAAGAAAUGUGAUCUUGAAUAUUUUCUAAAAUGAAGAAAUUAAAAGUAGUCAAAAAUUAUAAAAAACAAGUCUAACUUAUAAUUUAAACUGCAUGUCUUGACGCAUCGCAAUUUUAAAAUUUGGAUGGGGAUGACAUCCAUAUAUCUUUUAUGUCAAGUGUUGGUUUUCACACGUUAGUAAUAGAGAGUAAUAUCUUUCGGGCUAUCAAUCAUAUUUUUGCAAAAUUCAAAAAA
This is a messenger RNA of Pogonomyrmex barbatus (red harvester ant), 981 nucleotides long. RefSeq names its product ribosomal protein L13A (gene RpL13A). Gene Ontology annotation, molecular function: mRNA binding; structural constituent of ribosome. Gene Ontology annotation, cellular component: cytosolic large ribosomal subunit; ribosome. Lineage: Eukaryota; Metazoa; Arthropoda; Insecta; Hymenoptera; Formicidae. Gene Ontology annotation, biological process: negative regulation of translation; translation. The record is from RefSeq and is a predicted model, not a curated record.